Pelobates cultripes (western spadefoot toad) is the source of this 952-nucleotide messenger RNA. The record is from the annotation of a GenBank genome assembly. NCBI's taxonomy places the organism in Eukaryota, Metazoa, Chordata, Amphibia, Anura, Pelobatidae.
AUGGAUGAAUACCUCUCCGCGCCUCGAGGCCUACACGGCACUCAGGACCACGACAAUAUGGCGCCUACCUCCCCCGGUUCUGCGAGCAUAGCAGAAUCAACGCCAGACCCCCGGGACACGGAUGCACUUUCCCAAAUCUCAGCGGACCUGGCAGCCAUCUCUGCGACCAUGCUCACCCGCAAAGACAAAGCCGAGAUGGUAGCAGAACUCCGGUCAGUCAUAAGAGAGGAAAGUUGAUCGUAUGCAAGCAGAGCAGCACUGCCAAGCGGCGGACCUGGCGGCCACCAGGCAGGGCAAUAACAUUCUCGACCUCAGGAGACAGGUAGAAGACCUCGACAACAGGGGCCGCCGAAACAAUAUUCGGGUCCGAGGCAUCCCAGAAACAGAAGGGGAAAACCCCCAUGAAAUACUCACGAGCCUGUUCUCCCAACUUUUAAGGGACGAGGCACCGCCAGACUUUGGCAUCGAGAGAGCCCACCGAACCUUGCGUACCCCCAGGCGAGAUGGUCUACACAGAGAUGUAAUCUGCUGCCUACUCUCUUUUCAGCUCAAAGAAUCCAUCAUGAGGGCAGCCAGGGCACAACAUGACGUCCCGUUCAUGGACACAAGGUUCUCGCUGUACCAGAACCUAUCCACACUUACCCUGGACGCCCGCUGGGCCCUGAAACCAAUCACACGCCUUCUACAAGAAAAAAGAAUCUUAUACAAAUGGGGAUACCCGUUCAGUUUACAGGCAAAGGUUGAAAACCACUGGCAUAUCAUCCGCUGGCCUAACGAUAUACCGCAUUUCCUAUGGGCAACCGGCCUUCCACAUGUCACUGUCCCAAAUUGGAUAUUCGAGGGCCCACCGGCACGAGCUACAGGCCCCAACGAGCCGAGUCGCAACCUUCAUGGGAGCCAGGACCCCAGGGCACAACGAAUCAGAGGCGGCCCAGUCGGUCCGGAGGAAUAA